This is a messenger RNA of Linum trigynum, 8450 nucleotides long. Lineage: Eukaryota; Viridiplantae; Streptophyta; Magnoliopsida; Malpighiales; Linaceae. The record is from the annotation of a GenBank genome assembly.
AUUUAAUAACUAAAACGAAAAUUGGAUUAUAUGUAUCAUUUUGACCUGCUACCGACUAAAACUCAAACUGACUUGUUGGAGACAGUUUUCAUGGUCGGUACAGAUGUAAUCUGGUUCAACCGGCCGGUCUAGCAGUGGUUUGACAACCUUUGUAUGCUCGAAGGAUGAUUGAUAAGAUUCGCCGGCUUUCCUACUAGGAAACACUUAUGAUACUUGAGCUCAUACCUCAUCGAGCAUGUUUUUCCUCGAUUAAUCAAAUCGGACACAUUAUAAACAUAUUUGUUUGCCCAUUUCUCGACUAUGAUCUAUUCAACUAUCGAAUGAGCUGCCUAGCUUUUUUUUUAUGUGGAUGAAAUCUUUCUCAUUAAAAAAAAUAUACUCCUCUUACGAAUAAUUAUUGAUAAUACUAAUACAAACAUAGUAAUGAUUAACCAUUGAAAAGUAUGGGUUUGAUUCACCGAUGUGGGCCAAAUGGACGAAUUACGAUCAGUGGUUUGGUUUGAAUUGAAGACACCCUCUCUCUAUCUUUCUCCUCUCUGGGUUUUUGUUUUUUAAUGCACUGGUUGUCUGUGCGUGAAUAUGGUGGACAAGGCGCCAGCCAGCCCACAUAAGAUGAGGUAGACGAGCUUCAGAGGGCAGCAGCAAAAGCUGAAACUUACAAAAGGAAGGAGGCGAGAGGGAGAGGAAGAAGGAGGAGGAGGAGAAAAUGGGUGUUUCUACUGCUGGUAGUAGUAGUAGUUCAUCAUCAUCAUGGCUGUCUUCUUUGACCUGCGACCCCGGCGGCUCGAUUCAGGUUGACCAUUCAUCAUCGUCCUCCUCCUCGCCGCUCCAAUGGCUGAGAUUCAUCUUGCUCUCCCCAUGCCCGCAGCGGCUCAUGCUGUCAUCCCUCGACACACUGUUCAUCCUCCUCCUCUGCAUCUUCGCCCUGUACAAGCUUUUCACCACUCUGUUUUCCGCCCGCCGCCGACGACAGCACGUCAAUGGCGACUUCUCCGAUUCCACCGUCGACAAGCCCCUCUUGCAAUCCAGUGGUCCGGACGUGGUCACCACCGACGUUUGGUUCAAGGUCGCGCUCGCCGCCACCGCCGUCUCCGCCGCUUGCUCCGUCGUCCCCUGCAUUCUCGCCUUCACCGGCGGCGGGACAGAGGCAGAGUCCUCGCCGCCGGGGUACUGGAAGCUGCUCAACGGGGUUUGCUGGUUGAUUCAGGCCGUGACGCAUCUGAUCGUCGCGGUUCUGAUCAUCCACGAGAGAAGAUUCCGAGCGAUUCGGCACCCUCUCUCCCUCCGAAUCUACUGGGUCCUCAACUUCGCCGUCGCUGCUCUGUUUGCGUCGUCGGGGAUUUUCCGAUUGGUCGCCGGCGGCGACGAUAGUUCCAACUUAAUUGCAGACGACGUCGUUUCAAUAAUCGCUUUUUUCGUCUCUAUUCCUCUCCUCGCCGUCGCCGUAAGAGGGUUUACUGGAGUUGGGGUUUCAUCAGGAAUCAAAUUAGCAGAUCCUCUUUUGGAAGAUGAGGAAGGAGAAGAGGGGAAAUUGCCAGCUAGCGCUUUUGCUUCAGCUUCCAUUAUCUCGAAGGCGUUUUGGUUUUGGAUGAACCCACUUUUGGGGAAAGGCUACAAAACCCCAUUGAAGCUCGAAGACGUCCCCAGCCUCGCCCCUAGCGACAGAGCCGCCGCCAUCUCCCGCCUCUGGGACGCCUCCUGGCCGGAAGAGAAAUGUCAGAACCCAGUUCGCACAACCAUCCUCCGCAUGUUCUGGAGGGAAAUAGCCUUCACGGCCUUCCUCGCCAUAGUCCGAUUGUGCGUCACAUACGUCGGCCCCGUUCUGAUUCAGGAUUUCGUCGACUACACGAGCGGGAAGCGAACUUCGCCGUACGAAGGCUAUUACCUCAUCCUCACCCUUCUGGCGGCCAAAUUCCUUGAGGUAUUAACCACCCAUCAGUUCAAUUUCAACACCCAGAAGCUCGGGAUGCGGAUUCGCUCCUCCCUGAUUACAGCGCUCUACAGAAAGGGGCUGCGGCUGUCGUGCUCGGCUCGUCAAGCUCAUGGCGUCGGGCAGAUUGUGAAUUACAUGGCGGUGGAUGCUCAGCAGCUCUCUGACAUGAUGCUGCAGCUCCACGCCAUUUGGUUGAUGCCCUUUCAAGUUGGGGCGGCGUUGAUUCUUCUAUACGGAGCUUUGGGGGCUUCCACUCUCACUGCUCUGGUUGGGAUUGUGGCGGUGCUCUUGUUUGUGUUCUUUGGCACCAAGAGGAACAAUAGGUUCCAGUUCAACCUGAUGCAGAACCGGGAUUCAAGGAUGAAGGCCACGAACGAGAUGUUGAAUUACAUGAGGGUGAUCAAGUUUCAAGCUUGGGAGGAGCACUUCCAGAAGAGGAUCCAAGGGUUCAGGGAUUCGGAGUACUCGUGGCUGUCCAAGUUCUUGUACUCCAUUGCUGGGAACCUGCUUGUGAUGUGGUGCACGCCUCUGCUGAUUUCUACUGUUACUUUCGGUACCGCGAUCUUGCUGGGUGUGCCGCUGAGUGCUGGCACGGUUUUCACCACGACUUCGAUAUUCAAGAUUCUUCAGGAACCCAUCAGGACUUUCCCACAGUCGAUGAUCUCGAUCUCGCAGGCGAUGAUAUCGCUCGGGAGGUUGGAUAAGUACAUGCUGAGCAAAGAGCUGGUGGAGGAGAGUGUGGAGAGGGCAGAAGGGUGUGAUGGUAGGGUGGCUGUGGAGAUUCAGGAAGGUGUGUUCAGUUGGGACGAUGAAGCUGAGGAGCCGAUUCUGAAAGAAAUUAAUGUGAAGAUCCAGAAAGGUGAGCUUACAGCAAUUGUUGGAACUGUUGGGUCAGGCAAGUCCUCUCUGCUUGGCGCUGUUCUUGGUGAGAUGCACAAGAUUGCUGGCAAGGUGAGCGUGUGUGGAUCAACUGCGUAUGUGGCUCAAACUUCAUGGAUUCAGAAUGGGACCAUCGAAGAGAACAUUCUGUUCGGUCUGCCCAUGGACAGGAGCAAGUACAAUGAGGUAGUGAGGGUGUGUUGCUUGGAGAAGGACUUGGAAAUGAUGGAGUUUGGUGAUCAGACCGAGAUUGGCGAGAGAGGGAUUAACCUUAGUGGUGGACAGAAGCAGCGGAUCCAGCUUGCCAGGGCGGUUUAUCAGGAUUGUGACAUCUAUCUGCUUGAUGAUGUUUUCAGUGCCGUGGAUGCUCAUACUGGCACUGACAUAUUUAAGGAAUGCGUGCGAGGAGCAUUGAAAGGCAAAACCAUCUUGCUUGUGACCCACCAAGUAGAUUUCUUGCACAAUGUUGAUCUUAUAAUGGUGAUGAGAGAUGGGAAGAUUGUGCAAUCCGGGAAGUACGAUGAGAUGCUGGGAUUAGGGACGGAUUUCGAGUCACUGGUAGCUGCUCACGACACUGCUAUGGAACUCGUGGAAGCUGGCCAUAAUAACUCAAAUGGUGGUGAAGAAAAUGGCCCCAAAUCGCCAGGAGGAGCUCCUUUCAGCCCUGGAAGAGAAGCUGCAAACGGCAGUAGUGACAACAAGGUCUCGCCAUCAGAACAACAACCUAAAUCAGAGCAAGGAACUUCCAAGCUGAUUGAAGAAGAGGCUCGAGAGACGGGCAAGGUUGGGGUGAAUGUUUACAAGCAGUACAUCACAGAGGCAUUUGGGUGGUGGGGUGUUGUAGCUGCGGUGGCCCUAUCCUUAAUCUGGCAAGGGUCUCAAAUGGCCGGAGAUUACUGGUUGGCCUACGAGACUUCCUCCGACAGAGCUACAGCAUUCAACCCGACCAUAUUCAUUUCCGUGUAUUCAAUCAUCGCAGUUAUAUCAGUGGUUCUGUUGGCAUUCAGAUCAUACUUUGUCACUCUGAUGGGACUCAAGACCUCCCAAAUUUUCUUCAAUGGUAUCCUGAACAGCAUUUUGAGGUCUCCAAUGUCCUUCUUUGAUACCACGCCAUCUGGAAGAAUUCUGAGCCGGGCUUCAACUGAUCAAUCAAACAUCGAUCUCUUCCUUCCAUUCAUUUUGUCACUCACACUGGCCAUGUACAUCACAGUGCUCAGCAUCUUAAUUGUGAUUUGCCAAAACGCUUGGCCAACUGUGUUCUUGUUGAUUCCUCUUGGUUGGCUCAAUAUCUGGUUCAGGGGCUACUUUUUGGCAACAUCCCGAGAACUGACACGACUUGACUCGAUCACAAAAGCCCCAGUAAUCCAUCAUUUCUCAGAAAGCAUAGCCGGGGUAAUGACAAUCCGGUCUUUCAGAAAAGGAAGCAGGUUUUGCCAGGAGAAUGUCAGGAAAGUGGAUUCCAACUUGAGGAUGGACUUCCACAACAACGGUUCCAAUGAGUGGUUGGGACUCCGGCUGGAGCUUAUCGGCAGCGUCAUCCUCUGCUCUUCAGCCAUCCUCUUGAUCGUCUUGCCUAGCAGCAUCGUUAAUCCAGCCAACGUUGGAUUGACGCUGUCAUACGGGCUGUCCCUGAACUCGGUGCUGUUCUAUGCGAUAUACAUGAGCUGCUUCGUGGAGAACAGGAUGGUUUCGGUGGAGAGGGUGAAGCAGUUCACCAACAUCCAGUCGGAGGCAGCUUGGAGGAUCAAAGACCGCCAGGCUCCUCCCAACUGGCCUACUGAAGGGCGAGUUGACCUUCGCGAGUUGCAGGUCAGGUACCGCCCCAACACUCCCUUGGUGCUCAAAGGGAUCACACUCAGCAUUAAGGGCGGGGAGAAGGUUGGGAUUGUAGGGCGGACUGGGAGCGGGAAAUCCACUCUGGUCCAAGUGUUCUUCAGGCUGGUGGAGCCAACUGCCGGGAGGAUCAUCAUCGACGGGAUAGACAUCUCCAUGCUCGGUCUCCAUGAUCUCCGGUCCAGGUUCGGGAUCAUCCCUCAGGAACCUGUUCUCUUUGAAGGCACCGUCAGGAGCAAUGUGGACCCUAUCGGAGACUACUCCGAUGAGGAGAUUUGGAAGAGUCUGGAGCGCUGCCAACUGAAGGAUGUAGUAGCUGCCAAGCCUGAAAAGCUGGACGCUCCUGUGAUCGACAGUGGCGAAAACUGGAGCGUGGGGCAGAGGCAGCUGCUCUGCCUGGGGCGGGUGCUGCUGAAGAAGAGCAGGCUUCUGUUCAUGGACGAAGCCACGGCCUCCGUGGAUUCCAAGACGGACGCCGUGAUACAGAGGAUCAUAAGGGAGGAUUUCGGGUCGUGCACUAUAAUCAGCAUCGCUCACAGGAUCCCAACCGUCAUGGACUGCGACCGAGUCCUCGUCGUGGAUGCUGGACUGGCCAAGGAAUUCGAUACGCCAUCGAACCUGCUGGAGCGGCCGUCGUUGUUUGCUGCAUUGGUGCAGGAAUACGCUAAUCGAUCGGCUGGAUUAUAAUCAUCAUCAUCAUCCUCGUCGUCAUGCUUACUCGUAACACGAAAUGCCUGCAUCUAUGCACUGUAGUCCUUCCUUUUUGCCUGUUGUAGUCUUAAGUUGGAGGAGCUUGAAAGAGGAUAAUGGCUGCAAUUUUUACCAAGUUCAAAUCUGUCAGGAAAAUGGUUCUGUAUUAUUCUUCAUAAUUGUAGUUGUAAUAAUAGUCUCCGGACUCUGCCCCAAAUGUAGCCAAGGGUUUCUGCAAAGGUUUUAGGCCGCUACUAUUCCAGUUGUGUUCUAGUUUGCCAUCCUAGAAUAGUCUGUCUGUGGAAAGAAAAAGAAAUGGAAACCAACAAAGGACGAGUCUUUUUCCAUGGGUUAGCUCUGUUAUUUUCUUGUUGUAUUUCCUCUGUCGCUGUCUGUAGUGGAGUUUGAUUAAGAAAAAAUCUUUGCAGAAACAGAGUCGUUUUUUGGUGUCGAGUAGCAGCUGAUUGAGUCAACCUUGUUCCAUUGUUGGGAAGGAGACAAAGAGGAGAGAGAGAGAGAGAGGCAGAAGACGAAAUCGUUUUUGUGUUGUCUUCCUUGUUUGUCAAACAAAUGGGACUGACUCCAACCAAGAAGAAAAUACAGAUGAAAAUGAUGGCUCCUUCUACUAGAACGAUAGAAUAAAUCGUGUUGUCAAUUGGUUUAUGAAAAUGGAGAUACUAAUUUUAGCGAUAUAGCCUAAGAAAAGGAUGGCAACGAGUUGGAUAGGGAUAGACGGUAUAUAUUCUUUUAAGUAUCAACAUGUUCUAAUUACUUUGAAUGUAUUCACAUAUAAGAUUGGAUAGUCAGUUAGACUUAUAUUCACGAUUUUUGGUUGGGUGGGUAUAUUGGCAUAGUAAUUUCCUUCUUAUAUUUCAUUGAAUGUACUAUUAUAUGUAAAUAUUUACAUUAUAUAAUUGAAAAAAUUACACAGGAAGUAUGGAUGAGCAAUGUGCGAUUGGGUGGAUUUUGGUAUUGUUGGUCCACGCAGUUGAGCAGUCAUGGGCCUCGGGGUCCAAGAGGCGAGUGACAGCGGACAGGGCCACAUAGAGUAUCCGCCCCGGUCGCGGAGACUGGAACGACAGGCGGUCAUCGGACGAGAUACGUACCUCGGACUGGUACGUAUCUCAACGGAUUUUUGCUUACCCAGUCCGAGGUACGUAUCCACCCAGGACUGGGUAAGACUGUUGAGAUACAUAUCUUUGCUUACCCAGUCUGAGGUACGUAUCCACCCACGACUGACCAUGACAGAAAGCAAAGAUCCGUUGAGAUACGUACCUCGGGCUGGGUAAGACUGAGCAUUUAUUGCUCGCGUAGGCGGUCCACUUUAGGAUCAGGCCUGUCAGGGACGCCUGACGUGACAUUAAAUGACUCAACCACCACCAUAUCAGGUAUAAAUGCACCACGAUAGCAUUGAUGAUAAACUCAACUACUCUCUCUCUCUCUCUCUAGAACAAACACAUUAUCACACACUUCUCUGUCUAACUUAAGCAUCGGAGAGUGUCCUGGACAACCGCCCGAGGACCCUUGCCUUGCAGGUAUCUGGAGUGCACCCUCCUUCAAGAACAGACGUGUCGCCCCUGCCCUGCAAACCGUCUAGUAUUUACUAGGCACAAACAGGUAUUAAAUUGACUCAUCUACUUAUUAGUGAGUUUAUAUACUUGUGAUCCGCUAUCAACUCACAUUCUUCUUCGGAUUAGGUUGGGGGAGUGAUGACUGAUGAACGAGUGUGGCUGGAUUCUGGAUAGACUAGCAACAUCAAUUCUCCAACUACCCAUUAAGAAAAUUUACUACUAUCUAUAAUAAGUUACUCGCAAAUUAGUAAGAUUGUACAAAUUAGACACUAUCCACUUUGUUGUAUAUGCAUCUAGUAUUCUAUUCUAUCAAAUUUUCCAGUACUCCACCAAUCUAUAGGGUAGAGAAAACUAAAACAUUUUGCAACUUCGAUACAAUUAAUACUAUCCUAAUAUCUAACGAACAUUACACAAUAGUGUAACCAAUGAUAUAUAGUAGUCGAGAAAAAAUUCUUUAUUCUUCACCUUUAGAGUGAUAAUCAGUGUGUAGUGCAAUUAUGAUGAUUUAUGACAACUAUUUAAUUGUAUAAACAAGAAAUAAUUUUUUUUUUCAAGUGAUAAUAAGGUGCGGGUCAUUUGGGGGAUCCGUAAUCCACCCCAUACCCAUCUGAGUAAGUGUCGGUAAGAGAUUUGUCAAUCAACAAUCUACUCACAUCAAUCACCCACCCAUUACGCUUUGAGUUAAUAAUAUUUUAUUUCUUUUUAACGGCAGACUAACCGAAUUUUAAAGGGAUGUACAAUUCAAUGACAUUGAUGAUACCCGAACUUAUUCUAACUUAAAUGGUAUAGCUCUCCCAAUUUUACUUUAAGGUAUUUUACCUGAAGAUUAUGUAUUUCCUAUGUUGGGCUAACUCUCCAUUAGACAAUGAAACCCGGUCUCGUGGGCUGAGUACCGCAGCCUAAAGCCAUGGACAUUAUGUUGCUGGGUUAAUAGAAUGAAGAGGUGGGGGGAUGGAUCGAAGCCCAUUUCUAUGUAAAUUAACGAAGGCCUGAAAGCCCAUUUAUCGAGAUCAAACAAGAAAAGGAGGCCCAAGGAUUGGGCUACUGGAUCAAAAGGUGGAGUGCCGUAGCUCCUAGUCUGUUUAAUUCAAUAAUAAAAUGUGAUAACGUUUGUCGAGUGAAAUUGACAUGUAUAAUUAAACAAAUGAAACAUGUAUUUAUGGGUUGAUAUAACUAGACAAAAAUGGAUUGAGAUCCGUAAUGACGUGAGUAAUACACAAGCAACAAGGCUGCUCCCUUGUUAAGGACACCAAGUGAAAGAAUCGAGGUUCUCGGGAAAAAAUUCGAAUUAUUUUAAUUUUAAAUAGAGUCAAUAGAGAGUCUCAACAUGAGUUUGUUUCUAUAUUUUCAUAAUCCGACUACCGUGUUACAUUUAUUAUGAUUAGAACAUCUGAAUAUGAAUCAUGGCUAUUAAAAAUGGGCUGCAAAAAAAAAGCAUUUGAAUGAGUUAAAUUACAAACGAGAAGUCCAUGUGCGCAUGUAUUUGAGUUCGUCUUAAUACAAUCAAAUACUAUCGCAGACUAUCAUAAAUUUCAAACAUACGC